This is a messenger RNA of Lachancea thermotolerans CBS 6340, 1797 nucleotides long. RefSeq names its product amino acid permease. Gene Ontology annotation, molecular function: amino acid transmembrane transporter activity. The record is from RefSeq and is a predicted model, not a curated record. The transcript has a single exon. The coding region runs from base 1 to 1797 and encodes 598 amino acids. Gene Ontology annotation, cellular component: membrane. Gene Ontology annotation, biological process: amino acid transmembrane transport. Lineage: Eukaryota; Fungi; Ascomycota; Saccharomycetes; Saccharomycetales; Saccharomycetaceae.
AUGGGUAAAAUCGGAGACAAAUCCAGCUCGCCGCAGCCUGUGUGGUCGAGCACCAAGAGUGAGAGCGUAACGGCGUCAGAGUUAUAUGACUCGCGGCCACACGCACAGCACGAGGAACAUGAGGGCGCUUGGUGCCGGUUCCGCGACAGCUUCAAGCGGGCGCAGAAGCGCUCGGUGCCGCAGGGCGGAGACCUCGAAACCGCCAGCGUGCAAACAGACCUCACCGACGGCAGGCUUCGGAGAAGCAUAAGGCCCCGGCACGUGGCCAUGAUGUCUGUGUGCACAGGCAUCGGGACCGGGCUGCUGGUCGCCAACGGUAAGUCGCUGCGCUACGGUGGCCCAGGUGGCUUGAUCAUCGGCUACGCAGCUGUCUCAGUCGUCGCGUAUAUCAUGAUGCAAGCGGCCGGCGAAAUGGCGGUUGCGUAUCCUUCAAUGCCCGGCAACUUCAACGCGUACUCGUCUGUGUUCAUAUCCAAGCCAUUUGGCUUCGCCUCUGUGUGGCUCUACUGCCUGCAGUGGCUGACGGUGUUUCCGCUCGAACUGAUCACCGCCUCUCUCACGAUCAAGUACUGGACUGACUCUGUCAACGCAGACGUCUUCAUCGCGAUCUUCUACGUCUUCAUCUUGUUUAUCCACUUUUUUGGGUCGCGGGGCUACGGUGAGUCCGAGUUUAUUUUUGGGCUUUGUAAGGUGCUUAUGAUCGCGGGUUUUGUCAUCUUGGCAAUCGUGAUCAACUGUGGCGGAGCUGGCAACAGCGGCUAUAUUGGUGCCCGCUACUGGCACGACCCUGGCGCCUUCGCUGUCGGUGACCCUGCUUCCAAAUUCAAAGGUUUCUGCUACGUGCUUGUCACGGGUUACUUUUCCUACGGUGGCACUGAGCUUUACGCCAUGACCGUUAAUGAGCAAUCUAGUCCACGCCGCGCCAUUCACUCCGCCACCAAGCAAUGCAUCUACCGGAUUCUUGUCAUUUACAUGCUCACCAUGGUCCUGAUCGGAUUUCUUGUACCCCACACCAGUGAUGAGCUUAUGGGUUCGGGCGGCAAAUCUGCGACACACGCGUCACCAUAUGUGCUUGCUGUUUCGCUGCAUGGCGUUAAAGUCGUCCCUCACAUUGUUAACGCAGUUAUCCUCAUCGCGGUUGUAUCUGUGGGCAAUAGUGCCAUGUACUCAGGCCCCCGUGUGCUCAAUGCGCUGGCCGAACAGGGUUAUGCACCCAAGUUUUUGGCUUACAUCGAUCGCGCUGGUAGACCGCUGAUGGCGCUCAUCGCUUGCUCUGUAAUUGGUCUGCUAGCGUUCGUUGCUGCAUCGGACCAUGAGGAAGAUGUUUUUACGUGGCUAGCCGCUAUUGCAGGUCUCAGCGAACUAUUCACUUGGUCGGCCAUCCUUCUUUCGCACAUCCGCUUCAGGCAAGCCAUGAAAUACCAUGGAUACUCCCUCAGCCAAUUAGGAUACAAGUCCAUCACGGGCUUGUGGGGUUCCAUAUACGGCGUCUGUUUCAACAUUCUAGUGUUCGUCGCUCAAUUCUGGGUGGCGCUUGCUCCAAUUGGUAACAAUGGUAAGACAGAUGUUCUGUCGUUUUUCCAGAGUUACCUUGCGUUUCCCUUGUGGUUCGUUUUUUUCCUGGGCUACAUGGUGUACAGUGGGGAGUGGAUGAUAUUAAGACCGCUGAAAGACAUCGAUAUCAACCAUUUCCGCUGCGUUUAUGACGAAGAACGUAUUGAGCAAGAAAAACUUGAGCACAAAACAAUGCUUCAAAAUUCCAACUGGCUAGGGAGACUUAAGCACUUCUGGUGCUAG